Messenger RNA from Opisthorchis viverrini, 450 nucleotides. RefSeq lists its product as hypothetical. The record is from RefSeq and is a predicted model, not a curated record. NCBI's taxonomy places the organism in Eukaryota, Metazoa, Platyhelminthes, Trematoda, Opisthorchiida, Opisthorchiidae. Gene Ontology annotation, biological process: protein folding. The coding region runs from base 1 to 450 and encodes 149 amino acids. Gene Ontology annotation, molecular function: ATP-dependent protein folding chaperone; ATP hydrolysis activity; ATP binding. Gene Ontology annotation, cellular component: chaperonin-containing T-complex. The transcript has 3 exons.
AUGGCGUUACACGUACCAAAGGCCCCGGGUUUUAUGUCGAUGUUGAAGGAGGGUGCUCGAUACUUCGAGGGUUUAGAGGAAGCCGUUUUCCGUAACAUUGAGGCUUGCGCAGCAUUAUCCAAAACAACUCGCACGACUUUCGGUCCUGCGGGGCAGAACAAAAUCGUAAUAAACCAUAUUGGUCGUCAAUUCGUCACAAAUGACGCCGCAACGAUCCUAAAGGAACUGGAAGUGGCUCAUCCUGCCGCAAAGAUACUGGUUAUGGCCACGCAACAGCAGGAGCAAGAGGCUGGAGAUGGAACUAACUUUGUUCUUCAGCUCGCUGGCUCUCUGCUAGAGCAGGCCACGGAUCUCUUGAGAAUGGGUCUCUCAGUGACACAAGUUACGGAAGGUUAUGAACUUGCAAGAACCAAGGCACUAGAUACUCUGGAUGGUAACAGUUGUUCUUGA